AUGACUUUGUAUCAAUGCGACUGUGGAUUCGGCAGGACAAGCGGAGCCACCGGAACGUCAAUCACACAUCACCUCAAAGGAAAGCACAGCUACGAGGUGAACGCAGCUUCAUCAGGCAACUUUUUCUGCAAUGCCUGUACGAAAGGAUCUUAUGGUAGCGGCAAGCGAUUUGCUUCCUUUGAGGAUCUGUUGGAGCAUUUGGAAGACAAGCAUUGCUGUGACUGCAUUUCCAAGUCGGACUGCUGGGACUAUACCACAGGACUGUAUAAAUGCGGUGAAUGCAGUUUUGGAUCUUCAACCGGAGCGGUAGCGGAAAACAUCGUCUACCACAUCAAAGGAAACCAUAAUGUGGAUGUCGGCAUUAGCAGCUCCGGGUACUUUUACUGCAACGAUUGCGGCUCCUUUAGCCGCGGUAGAAAGUUUGACAGUUGCGAUGAUCUGAUGGAACACUUGGAGAAUCACCAUGGCCUGGAGAAGCCCCGUCAGUUUCUUGGAUGA
Molecule: messenger RNA, 498 nt
Organism: Seminavis robusta
Lineage: Eukaryota; Bacillariophyta; Bacillariophyceae; Naviculales; Naviculaceae
Source: the annotation of a GenBank genome assembly